Pipistrellus nathusii (Nathusius's pipistrelle) is the source of this 12387-nucleotide messenger RNA. The record is from the annotation of a GenBank genome assembly. NCBI's taxonomy places the organism in Eukaryota, Metazoa, Chordata, Mammalia, Chiroptera, Vespertilionidae.
AUGGCGGACCCCGCGGGCGGCGUGCAGGGCUCCCUGCUGCAGCUGCAGGAGUCCUUGUCCGCCGCGGACCGUUGCGGCGCCGCGUUGGCCAGUCACCAGCUGAUUCGGGGCCUGGGGCAGGAGUGCGUGCUGAGCGCCGGCCCCGCCGUGCUGGCAUUACAGACUUCCUUAGUCUUUUCCAAAGAUUUCGGAUUGCUUGUAUUUGUUCGGAAAUCACUUAGCAUUGACGAGUUUCGUGAUUGUCGAGAAGAAGUCCUAAAAUUUUUAUGUAUUUUCUUAGAAAAAAUUGGCCAGAAGAUCACACCUUAUUCUCUUGAUAUUAAGAACACUUGUACCAGUGUUUAUACAAAGGAUAAAGCUGCUAAGUGUAAGAUUCCAGCCCUAGAACUUCUUAUUAAGUUACUUCAGACUUUGAGAAGUUCUAGACUCAUGGAUGAAUUUAGAGUUGGGGAAUUAUUUAGCAAAUUCUAUGGAGAACUUGCAUUGAAAACAAAAAUACCAGAUACAGUUUUAGAAAAAAUAUAUGAGCUCUUAGGAGUAUUAGGGGAAGUUCAUCCUACUGAGAUGAUAAAUAAUUCAGAGAAACUUUUCCGAGCUUUUCUGGGUGAGCUUAAGACCCAGAUGACAUCAACAGUAAGAGAGCCCAAACUACCUGUUGUAGCAGGAUGUUUGAAGGGAUUGUCAUCACUUAUGUGCAACUUCACUAAAUCCAUGGAAGAAGAUCCCCAGACUUCAAGGGAGAUUUUUGAUUUUGCAUUAAAGGCAAUUCAUCCUCAGGUUGAUCUGAAGAGAUAUGCAGUGCCCUUAGCUGGCUUAUCCUUAUUUACCCUGCACGCAUCUCAAUUUAGCACCUGCCUUCUGGACAACUACGUUUCUUUAUUUGAAAUAAUGUCAAAAUGGUGUAGCCACACAAACGUAGAAUUGAAAAAAGCUGCACAUUCAGCUCUGGACUCUUUUCUGAAACAGGUUUCUUUCCUGGUGGCAAAAGAUGCAGAAAUGCAUAAAAAUAAGCUGCAGUACUUUAUGGAACAAUUCUAUGGAAUCAUCAGGAACAUGGAUUCAAGCAGCAAGGAUUUAUCCAUUGCGAUUCGUGGAUAUGGACUUUUUGCAGGACCUUGCAAGGUCAUAAAUGCAAAAGAUGUUGACCUCAUGUAUGUAGAGCUCAUUCAGCGCUGCAAGCAACUGUUCCUCACCCAGAUGGAUACUAUUGAAGAUCACAUUUACCAAAUGCCAAGCUUCCUCCAGUCUAUUGCAAGUGUCUUGCUUUACCUGGACACAGUCCCUGAGGUGUAUACUUCAGUUCUGGAACAUCUCCUGGUGAUUCAGAUAGACAGUUUCCCACAGUAUAGUCCAAAAAUGCAGUUGCUAUGUUGUAAAGCCAUAGUGAAAGUUUUCCUAGCCUUAGCAGAAAAAGGACCAGUUCACUGGAAUUGCAUUAAUACUGUGGUGCAUCAGAGUUUAAUCAGAAUAUGUUCUAAAGCAGUGAUCUUUCAAAAGGGUGCUGAGUCUGAAUUGGAAGACCAUCGUGCAUCGGGAGAAGUUAGAACUGGCAAAUGGAAAGUACCCACAUACAAAGACUAUUUGGAUCUUUUUAGAAAUCUUCUGAACUGUGACCAGAUAAUGGAUUCUGUUUUAGCAGAUGAAGCGUUUUUCUUUGUGAAUUCCUCCCUUCAAAGACUGAAUCGCUUGCUAUAUGAUGAAUUUGUAAAGUCUGUUUUGAAGAUUAUUGACAAAUUGGAUCUUACACUAAAAAAACAGAAUGUUGGAGAACAAGAGGAUGAAAAUGAAUCCGCUGGUGUUUGGGUGAUUCCGACUUCAGAUCCAGCAGCUAAUUUGUAUCCUGCUAAACCUAAAGAUUUUUCAGCUUUCAUUAACCUGGUGGAAUUUUGCAGAGAGAUUCUUCCUGAGAAACAUGUAGAAUUUUUUGAGCCCUGGCUAUACUCAUUUGCAUAUGAAUUAAUAUGUCAUUGUACACGGUCGCCACUCAUUAGUGGUUUCUACAAGUUGCUUUCUAUUGCUGUGAGUAAUGCGAAGAAAAUAAAGUAUUUUGAGGGAGUUGGUCCUAAGAGUCAGAAACAGUCUCCUGAGAACCCAGAAAAGUAUUCUUGCUUUGCUUUAUUUUCAAAAUUUGGUAAAGAGGUAUCAGUUAAAAUGAAGCAAUACAAAGAUGAACUUUUGGCCUCCUGUUUGACCUUCAUUCUAUCCCUGCCACAUGACAUCAUCGAACUUGAUGUUAGAGCCUACGUUCCCGCAUUGCAGAUGGCUUUUAAACUGGGCCUGAGCUACCCCCCCCUGGCAGAAGCAGGCCUGCGUGCCCUAGAAGAAUGGUCGGCUUACAUCAGUAAACAAGUGAUUCAGCCCUAUUAUAAGGACAUUCUCCCUAGUCUGGAUGGGUAUUUGAAAACUUCAGCCUUACCAGGUGAGAACAAGAAUAACUGGGAAGUGUCAGCACUUUCUCGGGCUGCCCAGAAAGGAUUUAAUAAAGUUGUGUUGAAGCAUCUGAAAAACACAAAGAACAUCUUAUCAAAUGAAGCACUGUCCUUAGAAGAAAUAAGGAUCAGAGUAGUACAGAUGCUUGGCACUCUAGGAGGACAAGUAAGCAAAAAUCUUGUAACAGCUGCAUCCUCAGAUGAAAUGAUGAAGAAAUAUGUAGCAUGGGAUAGAGAAAAAAGACUCAGUUUUCCAGUACCAUUUAUGGAUAUGAAGCCUGUCAUUUACCUGGAUAUAUUUUUGCCUCGGGUCACGGAACUAGCUGUUUCAGCCAGUGACAGACAAACUAAAGUUGCAGCUUGUGAACUUUUACAUAGCAUGGUUAUGUUUAUGUUGGGCAAAGCCACUCAAAUACCUGAAGGUGGUCAGGGUUUCCCACCUCUGUACCAACUCUAUAAGCGAACUUUCCCUGUGCUUCUUCGACUUGCAUGUGAUGUAGAUCAGGUGACAAGGCAACUGUAUGAGCCACUAGUUAUGCAACUGAUUCACUGGUUCACUAACAAUAAGAAAUUUGAAAGCCAGGAUACUGUUGCCUUAUUAGAAACAAUAUUGGAUGGAAUCGUGGACCCCAUUGACAGUACUUUGAGAGACUUUUGUGGUCGGUGUAUUCGAGAAUUCCUCAGAUGGUCCAUUAAACAGACAACACCACAGCAGCAAGAGAAAAGUUCAGUAAAUACCAAAUCACUUUUCAAGCGACUGUACAGCUUUGCACUUCACCCCAGUGCUUUCAAGAGGCUAGGAGCAUCACUUGCUUUUAAUAAUAUCUACAAGGAAUUCAGGGAAGAAGAGUCUCUGGUAGAGCAGUUCGUGUUUGAAUCUUUGGUUACAUAUAUGGAAAGUCUGGCCUUAGCACAUGCAGAUGAAAAAUCCUUAGGUACAAUUCAACAGUGUCAUGAUGCCAUUGAUCACCUAUGUCGUAUCAUUGAAAAGAAGUACGUUUCCUUAAACGAAGCAAAAAAACGACGUUGCCCACGAGGAUUUCCACCUGCGGCAUCAUUGUGUUUACUGGAUGUGGUCCACUGGCUUUUAGCCAAUUGCGGGAGGCCCCAGACAGAAUGUCGACACAAAGCCAUAGAACUGUUUUAUGACUUUGUUCCUCUAUUGCCAGGCACCCCAUCUCCUUCUUUAUGGCUGAAAGACAUUAUCAAGAAAAAAGAUGCUUCCUUUCUCAUAAACACAUUUGAGGGGGGAGGAGGCUGCGGUCAGCAGUCAGGCAUCCUCGCACAGCCAACCCUCUUCCAUGUGCAAGGGCCUUUCAGCCUCAGAGCGGCCCUGCAGUGGAUGGACAUGCUGCUGGCGGCGCUGGAGUGCUACAACACCUUCAUUGAAGAGAGGACCUUGGAGGCAUCUGAGGUCCUGGGUACUGAAACACAGUCUUCGCUUUGGAAAGCAGUAGCUUUCUUUUUAGAAAGCAUUGCUAUGCAUGAUGCUAUGGCAGCUAUGAAGUGCUUUGGCCCUGGGAUAACAGAAAACAGACUCAGCCCACAAGAGGAAGAACGAUAUAAUUACAGCAAGUGCACAAUUGUCGUUCGGAUUAUGGAAUUUACUACAACACUGCUCAGAAUCUACCCAGGAGGCUGGAAGCUUCUUGAAAAGUAUUUAUGUAACACAAACCUUAUGAAACUCUUGGUGAAAACCUUAUGUGAGCCCUCAAGCAUAGGUUUCAAUAUCAGUGAUGUCCACAUUAUGAAUCACCUUCCUGAUGUUUGUGUGAACCUGAUGAAAGCACUCAAGAACUCUCCAUACAAAGACAUUCUAGAGAGGAGCCUCAAGGAAAAAAUAACAGCACAGAGCUUUGAGGAGCUCUGUGGCAUUGACCUGUAUGGCCCCGAUGCUUACGUGGACAGGGCCAAGUUGUCCUCUUUCGUGUCAACUUGUAAACAUCUUUAUCGAGCUGGGGUUUUGCAUGAUGUCUUGCCAUCUCAGUCUGUAGAUCAGCAUCAUUAUAUUGGCACAAAGCUUCUUUCCCUGGUUUAUAAAAGCAUCGCUCCUGGACACGAACGACAGUGCCUCCCUUCACUUGACCCCAGUUGUAAGCGACUGGCCAGUAGACUUCUGGAGUUGGCCUUUGCUUUUGGAGGAUUGUGUGAGUGCCUGGUGAGGCUUCUCCUGGACACAGCAGAGCUGUCCAUGCCAGCCUCAGGAGGGUCCCAGAGGAACAUCGUCAGCUUCUACCACGGAGAGUAUUUCUACAGCUUGUUCUCAGACACAGUCAACACUGAAUUGUUGAAAAAUCUAGAUGUUGCUGUACUGGAGCUUAUGAAAUCAUCUGUGGAUAAUCCCAAAAUGGUGAGCACUGUUUUGAAUGGAAUGUUAGAUCGGAGCUUCAGGGAACGGGCCAGUCGGAAAGACCAAGCAUUGAAACUUGUGACUGUUAUUCUGCAAAACUGGAAGAAGUGUGAUUUGUGGUGGGCCAAGGAUUCUGCUCCUGACAGUAAAAUGGCCGUGCUGACCUUACUGGCAAAAAUCCUGCAGAUUGAUUCAUCUAUGUCUUUUAAUAUAAGUCACAGCGUGUUCCCUGAAGUCUUUACAACAUAUACUAGUAUACUUGCUGAUUCAAAGUUGGGUCUACAUUUAAAGGGUCAAGCUAUAAUUCUUCUUCCAUUCUUCACCAAUCUGACUGGAGGCAGUCUUGAGGACCUUAAGCAUGUUCUUGAAAAGAUCAUCAUUUCUAAUUUCCCUAUGAAGUCUGAAGAAUUUGCCCCAGGAACUCUGCAGUACAAUAAUUAUGUGGACUUCAUGAAAAAGUUUUUAGAUGCAUUGGAAUUAUCUCAAAGUCCUACAUUGUUGCAGUUGAUGACAGAAAUUCUUUGUCGAGAACAACGGCACAUUAUGGAAGACUUAUUUCAAUCCACUUUCAAAAAGAUUGCGAGAAAGAGUUCAUUUGCCACACAAUCCAGCCUUCUGGAAAGUGUAUACCAAAUGUUCAAGAAGGAGAACCUACUUUCAAGUAACACUCGCCAAGCAUAUGUAGACCGUUCUCUUCUCACUCUACUAUGGCACUGUAGCCUGGAUGCUUUGAGUGAAUUUAUUUGCAAAAUUGUGGUGGAAGCCAUUGAUGUUUUGAAGUCCAGAUUUAUAAAGCUAAAUGAAUCUGCCUUUGAUACUCAAAUCACCAAGAAGAUGUGCUAUUAUAAAAUAUUUGAGGUGAUGUAUUCUCGUCUUCCAAAAGAUGAUGUUCACUCUAAGGAAUCCAAAAUUAAUGAAGUUUUUUAUGGCUUUCAUAAUACAGAAGGGAAUGAACUUACAAAGACACUGCUUAAAUUGUGCUAUGAUGCAUUUGUAGAGAACAUGGCUGGUGAGACUCAGUUGCUGGAGAGGAGAAGACUGUACCAUUGUGCUGCCUACAACUGUGCCAUUUCUCUUAUCUGCUGUAUCUUUAAGGAAUUAAAAUUUUAUCAAGGUUUUCUGUUUAGUGAAAAACCAGAAAAGAACUUGCUUAUCUUUGAAAAUCUGAUAGACCUGAACCGCAGCUAUACAUUUCCCGUGGAAGUGGAGGUUCCCAUGGAAAGAAAGAAAAAGUACAUUGAAAUUAGGAAAGAAGCCAGGGAAGCAGACAACGGGGAUUCAGGUGGUCCUCAGUACAUAUCUUCCUUGUCAUAUUUGGCGAACAGUACUCUGAGUGAGGAAAUGAGUCAAUUUGACUUCUCAACUGGAGUUCAGAGCUACACAUACAGCUCCCAAGACCCUAAAUCUACCAUUGGUCAUUUUCGAAGACAGGAGCAUAAAGACCCCACGAUCCAAGAUGAUAUCCUGGAGUUAGAGAUGGAUGAACUCAAUCAGCACGAAUGCAUGGCAGCCAUGACAGCCAUGAUUAAGCACAUGCAGAAAAAUCAGAUCCUACCUAAAGUAGAAGAGGGUUCAGUGCCAACACUUCUUCCUUGGAUGAAAUUUCUUCAUGACAAACUAGGAAAUCCAUCGUUAUCAUUGAAUAUUCGUCUCUUCUUAGCUAAGCUUAUUAUUAAUUCAGAAGAAGUCUUUCGCCCGUAUGCGAAGUACUGGCUUAGCCCCUUGAUGCAGCUGGUUGUUUCUGAAAAUAAUGGAGGAGAAGGAAUUCACUAUAUGGUGGUUGAAAUAGUGGUUACAGUUCUUUCAUGGACAGGAAUAGCUACUCCUAUAGGGGUUCCCAGAGAUGAAGUGUUAGCCAAUCGGUUGCUUAAUUUCCUAAUGACACAUGUUUUUCAUCAAAAACGAGCCGUGUUUAGUCACAACCUUGAAAUUAUAAAAACUCUUGUUGAAUGCUGGAAGGAUUGUUUAUCCAUUCCUUACAGGUUAAUAUUUGAAAAGUUUUCCAGGAAAGAUCCUAAUUCUAAAGACAAUUCAGUAGGAAUUCAAUUAUUAGGCAUUGUAAUGGCCAAUAACUUCCCUCCCUAUGACCCAAAAUGUGGCAUAGAGAGUACAAAAUACUUCCAAGCUUUGGUCAAUAAUAUGUCCUUUGUAAAAUAUAAAGAGGUGUAUGCAGCUGCAGCAGAAGUUCUGGGACUUGUUCUCCAAUAUAUUACUGAGAGAAAAGAUAUACUGGAGGAGUCUGUGUGUGAAUUGAUUGUAAAGCAGCUGAAGCAGCAUCAGAAUACAAUGGAGGACAAAUUUAUUGUGUGCUUGAACAAAGCUGUGAAAAACUUCCCUCCACUGGCCGAUAGGUUCAUGAGCACCGUGUUCUUCUUGCUGCCAAAAUUUCAUGGAGUGAUGAAGACUCUCUGUCUGGAAGUGGUGCUCUGUCGCUCAGAGGCAAUAACAGAUCUGUACUUACAGCUGAAGAGCAAGGAUUUCAUUCAAGUCAUGAGACACAGAGAUGACGAAAGGCAAAAAGUGUGUUUAGACAUAAUUUAUAAGAUGAUGGCAAAAUUGAAGCCAGUUGAACUUCAAGAACUUCUGAAUCCUGUUGUAGAAUUCAUUUCUCAUCCUUCUCCGGUGUGUAGGGAACAAAUGUAUAAUAUUCUCAUGUGGAUUCAUGAUAAUUAUCGAGAUCCAGAAAGCCAAGCAGAUGAUGACUCCCGGGAAAUAUUUAAGUUGGCAAAAGAUGUAUUGAUUCAGGGAUUAAUCGAUGAGAACCUCGGGCUUCAAUUAAUUAUUCGAAAUUUCUGGAGCCAUGAAACUAGGUUACCUUCAAAUACCUUGGACCGGUUGUUGGCAUUAAAUUCUUUAUAUACUCCUAAGAUAGAGACACACUUUUUAAGUUUAGCAACAGAUUUUCUCCUUGAAAUGACCAGCAUGAGCCCAGACUACCUAAACCCUAUGUUUGAGCAUCCUCUGUCGGAAUGCAAAUUUCAGGAAUACACCAUUGAUUCUGACUGGCGUUUUCGAAGUACUGUCCUCACGCCUAUGUUCAUCGAGACUCAGACUUCUCAGAGUGCUCUCCAGACGCAGGAAGGAUCCCUCUCUGGUCAAGGGGCUGUGGCCCGGCAGAUACGGGCCACGCAACAGCAGUCUGAUUUCACACCAACACAGAGCACAGAUGGAAGAAGCUCCUUUAACUGGCUGACUGGAAGCAGUAUUGACCCGCUGAUGGAUUAUACAGUUUCUUCAUCAUCUGAUUCCUUGUCUUCCUCCUUACUGUUUGCUCACAAGAGGAGUGAGAAAUUAAAGACCGCACCCUCAAAGUCAGUGGGACCUGAUUUUGGGAAAAAAAGGCUGGCCCUCCCAGGGGACAUGGUGGAUAACAAAGCAAAAGGCACAGACAGUCGGGUAGAUAUAUUAAGAUUACGCAGACGAUUCUUAAAGGACCAAGAAAAGAUCAGUUUGAUUUAUGCGAAAAAAGGUAUUGCUGAGCAAAAACGAAAGAAGGAGAUCAAGAGUGAGUUCAAAAUGAAGCACGAUGCCCAGGUCGUUUUGUACAGAAGUUACCGUCAAGGAGACCUUCCCGACAUCCAGAUUAAACACAGCAGCCUGAUCACCCCCUUGCAGGCUGUGGCCCAGAGAGACCCAAUAAUUGCAAAGCAACUUUUUGGUAGCUUGUUUUCUGCGAUUAUAAAAGAAAUGGAUAAAUACAAGACCACAUCUGAGAAAAACAACAUUACCCAAAAGUUGCUCCAGGACUUCAAUCAUUUUCUCACCACCACGUACUCUUUCUUUCCACCUUUCGUCGCCUGUAUCCAGGAAAUCAGUUGCCAACACACGGACUUGCUGAGCCUUGACCCAGCUUCUGUCGGUGCUGGCUGCCUGGCCAGCCUUCAGCAGCCUGUGGGCAUCCGCCUGCUGGAAGAGGCCUUGCUCCACUUGGCACCUGAAGAGCCAGCACCGAAGCGGGUCCGAGGGAGGCCCCGCCUCCCCCCUGAUGUUCUCCGAUGGAUGGAACUUGCUAAACUGUAUAGAUCAAUUGGAGAAUAUGAUGUCCUUCGUGGCAUUUUUAGCAGUGAGAUCGGAACAAAGCAAAUCACGCAGAAUGCAUUAUUAGAAGAAGCCAGAAGUGAUUAUUCUGCAGCUGCUAAGCAGUAUAAUGAGGCUCUCAAUAAACAAGAGUGGGAGGAUGGUGAGCCCACAGAAGCUGAGAAGGAUUUUUGGGAACUUGCAUCCCUUGAUUGUUAUAACCAACUUGCUGAGUGGAAAUCAUUGGCAUAUUGUUCUAUAGUCAGUGUUGACAGUGAGAGCCCUCCAGAUCUAAAUAAAAUGUGGAGUGACCCAUUUUAUCAGGAGACCUAUCUACCUUACAUGAUCCGCAGCAAGCUGAAGUUACUGCUUCAAGGAGAGAAUGACCAGUCUCUGCUGACAUUUAUCGAUGAGGCUGUAAAUAAGGAGCUCCAAAAGUCCAUUAUAGAGCUUAAUUAUAGUCAGGAAUUGAGUCUUCUUUAUAUCUUACAAAAUGAUAUUGACAGAGCCAAGUAUUAUAUUGAAAAAUGCAUUCAAAUUUUUAUACAGAGCUAUUCUAGUAUUGAUGUGCUUUUACACAGAAGUAGACUUACCAAAUUGCAGUCUGUACAAACUUUAAUUGAAAUUCAGGAAUUCAUCAACUUUAUAAGCAAACAAGGUAAUUUGUCAUCUCCAGUUCCCCUUAAGAGACUUCUGAAAACCUGGACAAACAGAUACCCAGAUGCUAAGAUGGACCCAAUGAACAUCUGGGAUGACAUCAUCACAAAUCGAUGUUUCUUUCUCAGCAAAAUAGAGGAGAAACUUACUCUUCCAGAUGAUCACAGUAUGGACGUGGAUGGGGAUGCUGAUUCCAGUGACAGGAUGGAGGGUCGGGAGCAGGAAGAAGACAUUUGCUCUCUGGUUAGGAGCUGUAAGUUUUCUAUGAAAAUGAAGAUGAUAGAGAGUGCAAGAAAGCAGAACAAUUUCUCGCUUGCCUUGAAGCUAUUGAAGGACCUGCAUAAAGAAUCAAAAACAAGAGAUGAGUGGCUGGUGAGAUGGGUGCAUAGCUACUGUCGGCUCAGACACAGCCAGAGCCAGACCCAGAAUCGUCCUGAGCAGAUUCUUUCUGUGUUGAAAACAGUCUCUUUGUUGGGUGAGAACACAUCAAGCUACUUACGCAAAAAUAUUUUGGCUUUCCGUGACCAUAAUGUUCUCUUGGGUACAACUUACCGGAUCAUAGCUAAUGCUCUCAGCAGUGAGCCUAGCUGCCUUGGUUAUAUUGAGGAAAGCAAGGCUAGAAGAAUCUUGGAACUUUCUGGAUCCACUUCAGAGAAUAUAGAAAAGGUGGUCACAGCGCUGCACCAGAGAGCGUUUCAUCACCUUUCCGAGGCCACAAGGACAGCUGAGGAGGAAAACCCUUCCGGCCAGAGCCCGCAGCCCGCAGCUGGCGUCAUAGAUGCUUACAUGGCGCUGGUGGAUUUCUGUGACCAGCGGCUCCGGGAGGAGGAAGAGACUGCCUCAGUUACUGAGUCCGCAGAACUGCAGACAUAUCCUGCCCUGGUGGUGGACAAAAUGCUGAAAGCUUUAAAGUUACAUUCCAACGAGGCCAGGCUGAAGUUCCCCAGGCUGCUGCAGAUUGUCGAGCAGCACCCCGAGGAGACGCUGAGCCUGAUGGCAAAAGAGAUUUCUUCCAUUCCUUGCUGGCAGUUCAUUGGCUGGAUCAGCCACAUGCUGGCCUUGCUGGACAAGGAGGAGGCCGUAGCCAUCCAGCACACCGUGGAGGAGAUCGCCGAUCACUACCCCCAGGCCAUCGUCUACCCGUUCAUAAUAAGCAGUGAAAGCUAUUCCUUCAGAGACACUUCUACUGGCCAUAGGAAUAAGGAGUUUGUGGCAAGGAUUAAAAGUAAGUUGGAUCAAGGAGGAGUGAUUCAAGAUUUUAUUAAUGCACUAGAACAACUCUCUAAUCCAGAAAUGAUCUUUAAGGACUGGACUGAUGAUAUCAAAGUGGAAUUAACAAAAAGCCCCGUAAAUAAAAAAAACAUUGAAAAGAUGUACGAAAGGAUGUAUGCGGCCUUGGGAGACUCAAAGGCUCCAGGCCUCGGCGCUUUCAGGAGGAAGUUUAUUCAGGCUUUUGGAAGAGAAUUUGAUAAGCACUUUGGGAGAGGAGGCUCUAAGCUCCCGGAAAUGAAGCCUCAUGACUUCAGUGACAUCACCAACGCUCUGCUUUCAAAGAUGCGCGACGACUCCAAGCCCCCUGGGAACCUGAAAGAGUGCUCACCCUGGAUGAGUGACUUCAGAGCCGAGUUCCUCCGAAACGAGCUGGAGAUUCCUGGUCAGUAUGAUGGCAAAGGAAAGCCGAUGCCGGAAUACCACGCACGGAUCGCAGGGUUUGAUGAGCGGGUGAAAACAAUGGCUUCUAUCAGAAAACCAAAGCGCAUCAUCAUCCGAGGCCACGACGAGCGGGACUACCCUUUCCUGGUGAAGGGCGGCGAGGACCUGCGGCAGGACCAGCGCGUCGAGCAGCUGUUUGAGGUCAUGAACGUCAUCCUCUCCCGAGACGCUGCCUGCAGCCAGAGGAACAUGCAGCUGCAGACGUACCACGUCAUACCCAUGACCUCCAGAUUAGGAUUGAUUGAAUGGAUUGAAAAUACUUUUACCUUAAAGGAACUUCUUUUGAGUAGCAUGUCACCAGAGGAGAAAGCAGCUUAUACAAGUGACCCCCGAGGCCCGCCGUGCGAGUACAGGGACUGGCUGGCCAAGACGUCCGGGCGGCGGGGGCCGGGCGCGUACGUGCUCAUGUACAAGAGAGCCAGUCAUACUGAGACAGUCACAUCUUUCAGAAAAAGAGAAAGUAAAGUGCCAGCUGAUCUUUUGAAGCGCGCCUUUCUGAAGAUGAGCACCGGCCCGGAGGCCUUCCUGGCGCUCCGCUCCCACUUUGCCAGCUCUCACGCCCUGGUGUGCAUCAGCCACUGGAUUCUGGGCAUUGGAGACAGACAUCUGAACAAUUUCAUGGUGAACAUGGAGACAGGCGGCAUGGUCGGGAUUGACUUUGGACAUGCCUUUGGAUCCGCUACGCAGUUUCUGCCAGUCCCUGAGCUGAUGCCUUUUCGCCUGACUCGCCAGUUCACCAAUCUGAUGUUGCCCAUGAGAGAAACAGGAGCCAUGUACAGCGUCAUGGUGCACGCCCUGAGAGCCUUCCGCGCGCACCCCGCCCUGCUCACCACCACCAUGGACGUGUUUGUCAAGGAGCCUUCCUUCGACUGGAAGAAUUUUGAACAGAAAAUGCUGAAAAAAAAAGGAUCGUGGAUUCAAGAAAUAAAUGUAACAGAAAAAAAUUGGUAUCCCCGGCAGAAAAUAAAUUAUGCGAAGAGAAAGUUAACAGGUGCCAAUCCAGCAGUUAUUACUUGCGAUGAGUUACGUCUGGGCCAUGAGAAGGAACCGGCCUUUGAUGACUUUGUGGCUGUCGCACGAGGAAACAAGGACCACAACGUUCGUGCCCGAGAACCAGAGAGUGGGCUUUCGGAAGAGGCGCAGGCGAAGUGCUUGAUUGACCAGGCGACAGACCCCAACAUCCUUGGCCGAACGUGGGAAGGCUGGGAGCCCUGGAUGUGA